This is a messenger RNA of Chiroxiphia lanceolata (lance-tailed manakin), 2918 nucleotides long. RefSeq names its product Ras like without CAAX 1 (gene RIT1). Gene Ontology annotation, cellular component: plasma membrane. The transcript has 4 exons. The coding region runs from base 559 to 1731 and encodes 390 amino acids. Gene Ontology annotation, biological process: Ras protein signal transduction. Gene Ontology annotation, molecular function: calmodulin binding; GTP binding; GTPase activity. The record is from RefSeq and is a predicted model, not a curated record. NCBI's taxonomy places the organism in Eukaryota, Metazoa, Chordata, Aves, Passeriformes, Pipridae.
CCGCCCCCGCCGGGGUGUCCCGGCCCCUCCCAGGGUGUCCCAGUGCCGCUGGAUUGUCCCGGCCCUUCCCGAGAUGUCCCGGUUCCCUUUUGGGAUGUCCCGACCCUUCCCGAGAUGUCCGGACCCUUCCCAAGAUGUCCCGGCCCCUCUCGGGAUGUCCCGGUGCCGCUGGAUUGUCCCGGCCCUUCCCGAGAUGUCCGGACCCUUCCCGGGAUGUCCCGGUGCCGCUGGAUUGUCUCGGCCCUUCCCGAGAUGUCCGGACCCUUCCCAAGAUGUCCCGGUUCCCUCCUGGGAUGUCCCGGCCCUUCCCGGGAUGUCCCGGUCCCCUCCCGAUCCCUCCCGGGCUGUAUCAGCCCCUUCCUCCUGCUCCCGCAUCCCUGCGGGGCUGUUCCCUCGGAGCCCUGGGAAUGUGAGGGGAACUGGAAUCCGGCGGGAUCCCGCCCCGAGAUCCAUCCCUGGGAUCUUCUGGGCUCCAUCCCCAGCAUCCAGAUGUGGAACCGCUCCCGCUCCGGGGCCUCGAUCCCGACCUGAUUCCGGGGUGGGGGGAAAAAACGGGGAAUGUGGGGAAAAUGGGAAAAGGGGUCAGGGCUCCCUGGGUGCCCGGGGGGAUCCCUGGGAAGGGGGUCAGGGAUCCUUGGGAACACGGGGGGAUCCCUGGGAAGGGGGUCAGGGAUCCUUGGGAACACGGGGGGAUCCCUGGGAAGGGGGUCAGGGAUCCUUGGGAGCACGGGGGGAUCCCUGGGAAUGGGGUCAGGGAUCCCUGGGAAUGGGGUCAGGGAUCCUUGGGAACGCAGGGAGAUCCCUGGGAAUGGGGUCAGGGAUCCUUGGGAACGCAGGGAGAUCCCUGGGAAUGGGGUCAGGGAUCCUUGGGAACGCGAGGGGAUCCCCGGGAAUGGGAUCAGGGAUCCUCGGGAAUGGGGUCAGGGAUCCUCGGGAACGCAGGGGGAUCCCCGGGAAUGGGAUCAGGGAUCCUCGGGACCCCUCUCAGCGCGGGGAUGUGGAAGCGGUGCCGCCGAUCCCGUCCUGCUCCUGGGGGGGGUGGAAAACACGGAAAAACGGGAAUGUGGGCGGAGUGGGAGCGGGGAAGAGGGAGGUUCCCAGGACAACGUCGUGGAAAAAUGGGAAAACCGGGAAAGGAAGGCAAAGCUGCUGACGGUGUCCCGGGUUUCCCCCGCAGCCAUGACCAUGCAGUUCAUCAGCCACCGCUUCCCCGAGGAUCACGAUCCCACCAUCGAGGACGCCUAUAAAAUCCGGAUCCGCAUCGACGACGAGCCCGCCAACCUGGACAUCCUGGACACGGCGGGGCAGGCGGAGUUCACGGCCAUGAGGGACCAGUACAUGCGGGCCGGGGAGGGAUUCAUCAUCUGCUACUCCAUCACCGACCGGCGCAGCUUCCACGAGGUGCGCGAGUUCCGGCAGCUCAUCUACCGCGUGCGCCGCACCGACGACACGCCCGCCGUGCUCGUGGGCAACAAAUCCGACCUGGCACAGCUGCGCCAGGUGUCCAAGGAGGAAGGCUCUGCCCUGGCCCGGGAGUUCAACUGCCCCUUCUUCGAGACGUCGGCGGCGUUCCGGUACUACAUCGACGACGUGUUCCACGCCCUGGUGAGGGAGAUCCGCCGCAAGGAGAGGGAGGCCGUGAUGGCCAUGGAGAAGAAAUCCAAGCCCAAGAGCAGCGUGUGGAAGAGGCUCAAGUCUCCCUUCCGCAGGAAGAAGGACUCGGUCACCUGAGCCAGAGGGGGGAAAAGGAAAAUUCCUCUGGGAAGAGCGGAAGGCGAGUGCGGCGGGCGGGCCCGGAGCGGCUCAGGGACAACACCCUGAGGGGACUCCGGGAGGGAGCGAGUGACUCUGCCCGUUGUUUGUGUUUAGGAUGAGAUUCCCUUCCUUCUGGAUCUUGGACUUCGCUCACAGCGACGGGUUUUCCUCCUGUUUGUUGCCAUUUUCCCCUCGGUUCCCGGCGUCGCUUUGGGAGCCUUCCCGGGUCAAACUGGGAGUACCGGGAGCUGGGCUGUGCCAAACGGGGCUGGAGCUGCCCCCAGACCGGCUGAAUUCCCUGUUUUCCUGGGUGUUUUGCACGAGCUGCUCUCCAGAACAACAACAACAACAACAACAACACCCCAGAGCUCCAGGGGCCCGGCCGGCGGGGAGGUCGCUGGGCAGAGCUGGGCUGGGCUGGGCUGGGCUGGGCUGGGCUGGACUGGGCUGGGCUGGACUGGGCUGGGCUGGACUUUUGGGGUUUUUUCCCGGCAAAAUUAACGUGGGAUCCUUGUGCAAGUGUUACCUGAGUGCUCAGCUCCCAGCAGGGCGGUGGGUGGGACCCAAAGGAGUCAGAGUCACGGAAUCAACCGGGUUGGAAAAGGGCUCUGAGGUUGAGUCCAACCGGGGACCCGACCCCACCACAUCCCAUCCUUUGAAACACCUCCAGCAGCUCCCUGGGCAGCCCAUUCCAGUGUGGAAUUCCAGUGUCCCUUUGUCCCACUGUGGCAGCAGUGCAGGAAUGUGGGGAUUUUCCCUCUGGAAUCGCGUUGGAGGCGCUGCCACCUGCGGAAAGCACAGCCUGGAGUUCCCUGCCCUGUCCAAACCCCCCCAAAUCCCGGGAGGAGCCGCAUUCCAGCGGGUCCGGGGCGGAGCCGCAGCUUCUCCCGCCUCCUCCCAGGAAAUGCCGGCAGCGGGAUCCGGGAUCCGCCGGGAACGGGACGGGGAGGGGGGAGAGACCUGAGUGUGCCCAAAGGGGAGCAAACCCCGCUGCUUCCAGCGGCACUUCCAGGGAAAAGGGGGAUCCGGGGAGUCGGGGCUGAGCUCGCCCUGCUCCAACCCCUGCUCUUGUCAGGCCUCGUCAGACCUUUCUCUUUUCUCUCUUAUUUCUUUCUUUCUUUUUCUUUCUUUCCUUCCUUUUCUUUCCUUCCUUUUCUUUUCUU